CAGAGUCUACCAUGUUCCUCAUCCAAACAGUUUAUGGCACAUAGAUGGAAAUAUGCGGUUGAUUAGGUGGGGUUUUGUUGUACAUGGGGCCAUCGAUGGUAAAUCUCGCCUUAUAACCUACCUGAGCUGCAACACAAAUAACCGUGCCUCCACUGUGCUGACCCAGUUUGUGAAGGCAACAUGUCUUUAUGGUCUCCCCUCACGAGUGCGAUCUGACCAUGGGGGGGAAAAUUCACAAAUCGCCCUCUUCAUGAAUCUUGUUCAAGGGGUGGAACGAAGGAGCCACAUAACAGGAGAAUCUGUUCACAAUCAGCGCAUAGAACGGCUUUGGAGAGAUGUUUUCCUGCAUGUGCUCCAGUACUUUUACAAUUUGUUCUACACUCUAGAGGAUUUCGAGGUCCUUGAUCCAGACAAUGAUGUCCACAAGAUGUCCCUACAAAUUGUCUUCCUGCCAGAGAUCCUAAAGAGACUGGAUCUAUUCAGGAAUGGAUGGAAUCACCACAAAAUCAGAACAGAAAACAACAAAACACCUAUUCAAAUCUGGACUGCAGGAAUGCUUGCAAACAUGGAGGCAAACUGCAGAGCCAUCAGCAAUGUUUUUGGCGAGGAUCCUUACAGCACACAAACUCUAGAAGAGCUUUUGGCACAACAUGGUAUAGAAAACUUCCCUGUGACUUAUGACAACGAAGAUCACUUUCCAGCUGUAGUUGUGGAGCAACCCAGAAUCAAUCUUGACCCAUCAGCAGAAGCAAAACAUUAUGCAAGCAAUUGAGACUAUCUCAGAUACUACUGUUAAGUAUCAGACAUGCUGCAGAGAACUUGCAAACACAUUACAAGAUGGCUGAUAUACAUUUUAUACAAGAUGUUUUUUUAGCAAUGUGAACUCUUGAGUAAUAAGCCCAGACUCUUAAGAAAUGUCAUACUUGGAUCUUUUUGUAGGAUGUAAGCUGGCAGGCAACUAUACAUGCAUUAAUGUGUAUUACCUUCAAAAAAAAAAGUUAACAAAUUCUGUCUGUAUUCCUGAUUUUGGUCUGUAUUUUGAAAACAAAAACUAUUAAAUGCCUUCAGGCAAACAUCA
Molecule: messenger RNA, 1078 nt
Organism: Misgurnus anguillicaudatus (oriental weatherfish)
Lineage: Eukaryota; Metazoa; Chordata; Actinopteri; Cypriniformes; Cobitidae
Source: RefSeq, a predicted model, not a curated record